UGUGGGCUAAGAUUGGUAGUUUAUUUUAAUUCUAUGGUCCAUUGAGUUAAUUCAUUGUGAAUUAUAAAAAAGCACGGAUCUUUUCAAGUUUUCAAAGCAGCACGUGUAGACGCGAUUCACUUUAACGUUGCAUGAAAUAAAUUGUUUGAUUUCUAUUCAAUAAUGCCGUCUGACGCCAAAAAACGCGCUCAGCAAAAGAAAAAAGAGCAAGCUACUAACAGAAAUAAAAAACCUAUUGCCAAAAUAACAUCCGGCGAGCAGAAUGGAACUGAAACGAAUGGCACCAUUAAAGAGGAUCGUGAGCUCACUGCCGAAGAGGCAUUAUGUUUAAAAUUAGAAGAAGAAGCUAAACUGAACUCGGAAGCAAGGUCCUGUACUGGUUCUCUAGCAGUUCAUCCACGCUCAAGAGAUAUUAAAAUAGCAAAUUUCUCUAUAACUUUUUAUGGAAGUGAACUUCUCCAGGAUACUUUGUUAGAGUUGAACUGUGGUAGGAGAUAUGGGCUUGUGGGACUCAAUGGAUGUGGAAAAUCAUCAUUAUUAGCAGCACUUGGACGUCGUGAAGUACCUAUACCUAACCAUAUUGAUAUCUUCCACUUAACCCGAGAAAUGCCUGCCUCUGAUAAAACUGCCUUACAAUGUGUAAUGGAAGUGGAUGAAGAGCGUAUUCAGCUUGAAAAACUUGCUGAGGAACUUGCUCAAAGUGAAGAUGAUGAAGCACAAGAGCAGUUGCUUGAUGUGUAUGACCGCUUGGAUGAUCUGAGUGCGGAUACUGCUGAAGCUCGUGCUGCCAAUAUUCUCCAUGGGCUUGGGUUUACUAAGGAAAUGCAACAGAAAGCUACUAAGGAUUUUUCUGGAGGUUGGCGUAUGCGAAUCGCGCUGGCGCGUGCUUUGUAUGUGAAACCCCAUCUCUUAUUGCUUGAUGAGCCUACCAAUCAUCUUGAUCUGGAUGCUUGUGUCUGGCUGGAAGAGGAACUUAAACAAUACAAACGUAUUUUGGUGCUGAUAUCCCAUUCACAAGACUUUUUGAAUGGGGUCUGUACAAAUAUUGUCCACAUGAGCAAGCGUCGGCUUAAGUACUACACUGGUAACUAUGAAGCAUUUGUGAGGACCCGAAUGGAACUCCUUGAGAAUCAAAUGAAACAGUACAAUUGGGAACAGGAUCAGAUCGCACACAUGAAGAAUUAUAUAGCCCGGUUUGGUCACGGUUCCGCAAAAUUGGCCCGUCAAGCUCAAUCUAAAGAAAAGACAUUGGCUAAAAUGGUCGCUCAAGGGUUGACUGAAAAGGUUGUUGAUGAUAAAAUUCUGAACUUCUACUUCCCGUCAUGUGGAAAAGUUCCACCCCCAGUUAUUAUGGUGCAGAAUGUUUCGUUCCGGUACACGGAUGAAAGUCCAUGGAUCUACAAGAACCUUGAGUUUGGUAUUGAUUUAGACACCCGGCUUGCUCUGGUUGGGCCUAAUGGUGCUGGCAAGUCCACUUUACUUAAAUUGCUCUAUGGAGAUCUUGUUCCGUCAACUGGUAUGAUUCGUAAGAAUUCUCACCUUCGCAUUGGGAGGUACCACCAGCACUUACAUGAGCUUCUAGAUCUUGAGCUCUCGCCUCUUGACUACAUGAUGAAGGAAUUCCCAGAAGUCAGGGAACGGGAGGAGAUGAGGAAAAUUAUUGGUCGCUAUGGCCUCACCGGCCGACAGCAGAUAUGUCCGAUGCGGCAAUUGUCUGACGGGCAACGGUGUCGUGUUGUGUUCGCUUGGCUGGCAUGGCAGACCCCGCACCUAUUGUUACUUGACGAACCGACUAACCAUCUUGACAUGGAAACCAUUGAUGCCUUAGGAGAUGCUAUUAACGAAUUUGACGGCGGCAUGGUUCUUGUUAGUCACGACUUUAGGCUAAUUAACCAAGUUGCUGAAGAGAUUUGGAUCUGUGAAAAUGGUACUGUGACCAAAUGGGAGGGUGGUAUUUUGAAAUACAAGGAUCACCUCAAGUCAAAGAUAUUGAAGGACAACGCUGAUAACGCCGCUAGAAUGCGAAAAUAAUAUGCACAUUUUGGGUAACUCGGUUUUAGUAUACAAAUCAGUUAUUGUUAUUAUUAUUAGGAAUGAAGGUCAAAUCAAUUUAAAAUACCAAAAAAAAAUUUCGACAUUGUAAACCAAAAUUUUUAUUUUCCUGUCUCUUUUCUUUAAAAGGCAAUUAAUAGUUUCCAGUAAGUUUGUAUUUUACGGAACUACCUACGCAUGUCUCAAAUAAAUUUAGCGCAAUUUAAUUUGAUGUUAUAAGCUAAUCUAUUAAUUAUUAUUUGUAUAACUUUCAUCAUUUUAUCAUUUCAAUUCUCAACCAAGGUGGAUACAUGGCAAAUUUUAUUUAAAGAUGUAUAUAAAUGGUUGAUGAAGCUCCUUUCUAUAAAUUGCCUUCUACUUUUUUUAAUUUUAUUAAAUUACAGUUUGUGUUCAUAGGCUCAAUGUAAUAAAAUAUUUUUAUUAAAUAUAUUGCCUUGUAAACCAUUAAAUCAUUGUAGCAUUAUUUUAAUGAUUCUUGGAUUUUUUUAAAAUUUUAAAUAAUUAUUAUGUGAUGUUUAUAUAGUAUUGCUAGUUGCAUUAGAAAUCCAAUAUAUGUAAAGGUCCAUAGUUGAAAUAAGGGAUAUAUAAAAGUUUUAUAUAAUCAUUAAAUUUAUUUAAAAAAUAACCAUUAAAUGUAUAUUCGGUUACCCAGAAAGGUAUUUUUAUCUAAUCAAGUCAUACAUGUAAUUGUAUAGACAAUUUUAUUUCGGGAUUUAGGAUCACUUAAAAUGUGACAAAAUGUGUAUUUAAAACCACGUUUAUAUUACAAAUGUUACAAAACAGUGAAAUUAAUUAAUAUUAUUUUACUAAUAUUGAUAUUUUUCAUGUUAUCUAUAGUGUGGUAAAAACCACAAUGUAAUAGUAAAUGAUAGUGAAUGUUGUACAGCAAAAGUGCAUUAUAGAAUUAAAAUUAAACUGAAUUGUUAUCACCGCUCUCUCGAUAUGUUUGCUUUGCUUCGAGCUGCGGCUGUAGUAUAAUACCAGUGUUGAAUAAUGAAACUAGUGGCAUCGGAUUCAACGAAUUCCUUGUUUGGUUUUAUUUUCAUGCUUUGCAUUUUAUACAAAUAAUUCAGUAUCACGAAUCUGAUGCUUGCAGUAUCUAUGGAUAGCAAGAAUGUUUAGUCCAAUACAAAUCGAUGGACCAAUCAUUCAGUGUGAUCUAGAAACUAACUGAUAAACGCUAGUAGUCUCAAUAAAGUGAUUAAAUAGA
Molecule: messenger RNA, 3262 nt
Organism: Pieris rapae (cabbage white)
Lineage: Eukaryota; Metazoa; Arthropoda; Insecta; Lepidoptera; Pieridae
Product: ATP-binding cassette sub-family F member 2
Exons: 12
Coding region: 163-2031 (622 amino acids)
Molecular function (GO): ATP binding; ATP hydrolysis activity
Source: RefSeq, a predicted model, not a curated record